AUGGGGAACCCCGGCGGGCCGGGCACGGGCAGGGGCGCGGCGGCGCUGGCGGGGGGCUCGCUGCUCAUCGCGGCGGUGCUGGCGGGCAACUCGCUGGUGUGCGCGGGCGUGGCCUCGGCGCCCGCCCUGCAGACCCCGACCAACCUCUUCAUCCUGAGCCUGGCGGCCGCCGACCUGCUGCUCGCGCUGCUGGUGCUCCCGCUCUUCGUGUACUCGGAGGUCCAGGGAGGCGUCUGGCUGCUGGGCCCGGGCCUCUGUGACAUGCUCAUGACCAUGGACGUUCUGCUGUGCACAGCCUCCAUCUUCAACCUGUGUGCCAUCAGCGUGGACAGGUACUUAGCCGUGGCCUCGCCCCUGCGCUACCACCGCCAGGACGGACGUGCUCGGCCGCUGCUUCUCAUCGGUGCCACAUGGCUGCUGGCCGCGCUGGUGGCAGCGCCGGUGCUGCUGGGCCUCAACGACACACACAGCCGGGACCCCGCCACCUGCCGCCUGGAGGACCGCGACUACGUGGUGGCCUCGUCCGCCUGCUCCUUCUUCCUGCCCUGCCCGCUCAUGCUGCUGCUCUACGGGGCCACGUUCCGGAGCCUGCGGCGUUGGGAAGCCGCACGUCGCGCUAAGCUUGUGCAAGGCCCCGGGGUCCGAUCCCUGCAGGAGCCCCGUGACCCUGUCCCCCAGAUCCCGCACACCCAGGACUGCUCACCCCGCGACCUCGUCCCUGCAGGGUCUGGGCUGCAGGCGGGCAGGAGGCCACGGGCCAGGCUCACGGUCCGGGAGCGCAAGGCCAUGAAGGUCCUGCCGGUGGUGGUCGGUGCCUUCAUGCUGUGCUGGACGCCCUUCUUCGUGGUCCACACCACGCGCGCGCUCUGUCCCGCCUGCGCUGUGCCCGCGGGCCUGGUCAGCGCCGUCACCUGGUUGGGCUACGUCAACAGCGCGCUCAACCCACUCAUCUACACGGCCUUCAACGCCGAAUUCCGACGCGUCUUCCGCAGGACCCUGUGCCUGCCGUGCUGA
Messenger RNA from Suncus etruscus (white-toothed pygmy shrew), 1014 nucleotides. It is a transcript of the gene DRD4, whose product is annotated as dopamine receptor D4. Bases 1 to 1014 code for a protein of 337 amino acids. The transcript has 4 exons. Gene Ontology annotation, cellular component: plasma membrane. The record is from RefSeq and is a predicted model, not a curated record. Lineage: Eukaryota; Metazoa; Chordata; Mammalia; Eulipotyphla; Soricidae. Gene Ontology annotation, biological process: adenylate cyclase-inhibiting dopamine receptor signaling pathway; adenylate cyclase-activating adrenergic receptor signaling pathway. Gene Ontology annotation, molecular function: dopamine neurotransmitter receptor activity, coupled via Gi/Go; G protein-coupled receptor activity.